Molecule: messenger RNA, 8342 nt
Organism: Planococcus citri (citrus mealybug)
Lineage: Eukaryota; Metazoa; Arthropoda; Insecta; Hemiptera; Pseudococcidae
Gene: l(3)80Fj
Product: stalled ribosome sensor GCN1
Exons: 44
Coding region: 171-8123 (2650 amino acids)
Biological process (GO): regulation of translation; cellular response to amino acid starvation
Cellular component (GO): cytosol
Molecular function (GO): protein kinase regulator activity; protein binding
Source: RefSeq, a predicted model, not a curated record
GGAUUUUUGAGCAAUUUAUGUGUUAAAAUUCAUUCUUCGAGUAUAUUUUCGAUUAAUAAUUGUACAAUGUAAACGUUUUCACGUCCAGGUAUUCAUAAUUUGGUACUGCGUUGGAUAAGACAUCGUGCCAAGUGUUAGAAGCAUUUGAUGAACCCGAGUGGUUUUCCAGUAUGAUUAACGAAAAAACAAAGGAACAGCUCGUAGAGAUCCUGCUGAAAUUGCAUACUCCUAGCUUGAAAGAGCGAAAGAAAUUAUGUCAAGAACUCAUAACGGUUAUCAAAGCUAAAGAACUAACCGAACCUGCAGUUCUUGCUAUAUGCAAAGAAUUGGAUAAAGUUUUGGUCUCGUAUCAUAAUCGUAAAACACUAGUUUUCAAUACCGAUGUCGUCGAGGCGAUAAUCAAAACGUAUCCGGCAUGGACUAUUCAAUAUUUCGUUAAAACUACCGCUGAAUUUGCGGCCUCGCAGAAGAAGUGUGUGGCUACGUACAAUACGGUGCAAAGCGAUAUUUGUUCUUUGCAAUGGACGAGAUUUCUGCUAUCGCGACAUUGCUUGAAAGAAUUAAAAGAGCUGUUUUUACUGAACAAUGUGAUAACUACUCAAACUCAGUUACUUUAUUUGAUCACUUCGGUGUCGUCUUCGAAGCUCAGUUCAAAAGGUCACAAUAUAUUACAUACGAUUUGGCUGGAAAACGAGAGUUUAAUCGAAGCAUAUGCUGACUAUUUGACUAAAAUGGAACCUUCUGCUGAUGUGGCGAUUAUGUCGUCCGCCUUAUUGAGUUAUUGUUCGAAAAACACCGCUCUUAUUUCAAAAUAUAAGACUGGAUUUCUGGAGCUGUUCAUCAAAGUAGCCAUAAGCUGCAAAACGAGACCGGAUAUGUUUAUAAUUAACGAAUGCAAAACACUUCUGCACCUGGUUGGAGACGAUGAAUUCGAAAAAAUCCUUCUGCCUGCGAUCAUGAAAGCUAUGCUGCGUAAUCCUGAAAUAAUUCUACAAUGCGUUGGUCAAGUUAUAUCGUAUUUGUCUAUAGAUUUGAGCAAACAUGCCAUGAGUAUUGGCAAAAGUUUGAGUGCCAGUCUGUAUUCGAAAGAUGAUAAUUCUCGCGACGAAGCUACCAAUGGAAUUUUAAAACUGGCUAACAAGUGCUCCGAUAUUAAUGGCUUGCUACCUUUGAUUAAUCACAUUUUCAACGUGUUUCACGGAUCUGAAGGCAAAUUGUCUUUGGCUUCUCAAAAAAUUAGUGUAUUACAGGGUAUUGGAAAUCUGAGCUAUAAUAACGUUCCCAGCACCGAUUUGCAGACCAUUAGCGAGACAAUAGUUAGUAAUUUUAUCAAAAUUUUGGAAAUCGAAGUCCACGAAAAAACCCUGAUUCAUGCGCUGGAUAUGUUGAAUUUAUGGUGUUCCAAGUUCACCUGGGCUCUCGUACCUUUAUCUCUCAUCUCGUGCUUCAAGAAAAAACUAACAGCCAAAAACAGCUCACCAUUGGUCAACGCCGCAUUCAUAGAAUGUAUGAACGUCUGCUUCUCCGGCGAUAGACUACAACAGGGCGUCGACGUAGCCGACAUUCUCAUGAAAAGUUUCGAAAAAGCAGUCUCUCAGCCGACUCAGGUGAACUCGCUCAUCGAAGGAUUAGCCGCUGUUUGUUGUUUAUUGAAAUUAUCUCAUUUACCUAUACUCGAAGAAAAGGUAAAGCUGGCAUCAUUUUGGAACGCGGUACUCGAUACAAACAAGGCUAUAUUUGUUUCCGAUAAACUAUUAACUCAAGCACCCACCGAAGUUCUACGAAAUGUGUUAUUUUACUGCGAGUUUCUAAUAUUCCAACGAAGAGAUAAGUUAAUCGAGUCGACAGCGAUUCCUCUCUAUAAAGCUGUCAUACACUGUACAUUGGCUCGUAAUUUAGAAGCGAGGAAUUUAGCCAAAAAAUUCAUCCUUAAGUUGGGCGAGUCGCAGAAAAUAGACGUAAUUUUGGAAUUACUGGCGGAAUUCGCCGAACAUAUAAAUUCGGUUAAUUUUAAGGCUGUAGAUGAAACUAUUAUGAACGGAGAUGAUGGUCCGAUGGUCAGUGAGAACGUCGAUAUAAUGAAAAAAAUAUUGACCGAAGCUAUGGUAUUAAUUUGCUCCGGUAGUCCUGUAGAUUCGGCCAAUGAUCGUUGUAAUGUUGCUUUACGAUCCUUGAUACCUGCUCAUCAUCCGAAUUUAAAUUACUCUUCGUUGUGGAUAACGAUUUUAACGCGUUUGAAUAUAAAAUCCGGUGAAUUUAUUCGUAACAACGAGAAGAAAAUUAUCAAGUUGUUGGUGGACGAGUUCGAUGGCUCUGUGGCUGCUGAAAAUGCUAUCGCUACCAUCACGGAAUCGGCGCCGGAGUCGAUUUUACCUGCUUUGAUUAAACGCUGUAGUCAGUUUUUGGAAUCCAACGAUCUGAUUUCGAUUACAGAAGAGCAGUAUAGAAUUUAUCUGACUCCGGAAGGCGAAUUGUUUAAUAAAUCUGUCAUUACCGAGACUGAAGCACCUGAAGAAAUUACUGUCAAGAAUAUGAAACGUGAAAGCAAAGCUUACUCGUUCAAAGAACAACAAGAAGAGAUGCAAUUAAGAAAGGAAUUGGAAGAGAAGAAGAAAAAAGCUGGAAAAAUUAAACCGCUCGAAUAUAGCGAAAAACAAAAAGAAACCAUUAGAUUAGAAUUAGAGAAGGAGUCCGCAAUUAGGAAUAAACUGAAAAAUGUAAAUAAACAAUUAUGCGUGGUUGUCUCGUUGAUUCGAGGAUCAGGAGCCGGUAACGGAGCUUAUUUAUCGCUGCGGUUUAGAUAUUUGUUACCUUUGAUUUUAAGAAACAUGAAGUCUCCUCUGGCGGCCAAACCGUUGUGCAAAUUAUUUAUCGAAUUAAGAAAAUGCGUGUUUCCUGUUACGAAGGAUUUAUUAGGUCUUUUCAUCGCGUAUCUGACGUUACGAUAUGUUCAACCGAACUGCGAUAUUGAUAAAGCUUGGACCGAAGAAGAUUUACAUAAUGCUUCUCAAAGAGCUCUCGAGUUAUUAAUAUUCGAAGAGAAUUUCAGCGGUCCGACGUUCGCGUAUUUUUUCUGGUUCAUUAGGAAUUUAAUUUUGUCUUCCGAAGCUGAUUUCAAUAUAGUGAUGGACGCAUUGAAGAUUAUCAGUAAACAUUCGGAGAUGAGGGGCAAGAAAUCGAAGAAGUUGAACUUGAACGCUCCCAAAUUGCUGCCCAGGACGCAGAUUUUUGAUUCGUUGAUCGAAGUUAUUGGCCAAGUCGGUGGACUUUUGCAGCAAACUGCUACGAAGACGUUGAUUCAAGUGGCGUAUUGUUGUUCGACUGACGAUGGCUGUGAUCCUGCUAGCUCCGAAGAAUUGAAUAGUUUAUUGAUUGGCUUGCAGAAUUAUCGUCCGGUGGUCAGAGACUCUUGUAUGAAAGCGUUAGAAGUGAUGAUUUCAGCUUUUCCAACGUCGAAGAAAGAUUACCAAUUAUGUUUAAAAGUCACUAAACGCGUUUGGGUGGCUAAAUACGACGUGUGUGCUGAUAAUAGAGAAUUGGCCGAAAACGUUUGGAAUAAAGCGAACCUCGAUUAUCAAAUGAAUGGGUUACCAGAGUCGUUGAUGGAAGACGUUAUCAAUCCUUGUUUAGAUAUUCAAGAAGCUGCUGCUAAAGCUUUGGCCAGUUUAUUGACCCAGCUCGAUAAUAAUUUAUCCAACACGAUUGUUAAAAAAUUAAUGAAUAUUUAUCACGAUAAAUUAACGUUAUCUAAACCAGUUGUCGAUGAAUUCGGUCACGUUAUCGAGGAAGGACGAGAUUUAUGGCAGGCUCGUUGCGGCGUUGCUUUGGCUCUGGAACAGUUGGCUUCUUUGGUGUCUGACGAAAUGGUCACUACGUUGAUUAAUUUCUACGUCUCUCCUGGUUUGAAGGAUCGUCACGAGGAAGUGCAGAGGAGCAUGUUGUCAGCCGGUGUUACUUUAGUUAGUUUACGAGGAAAGGAACAAGUUAGUAAACUUUUACCCAUAUUUGAAAAGUUUUUGAAAAAGACUCCAGCUUCGGGAGAUUUCGAUGCUGCUCGUUCCGGUGUCAUCGUAUUAAUGGGUACAUUAGCUCGACAUUUAGACAGCGAUGAUCCUAAACUGAAACCAAUCGUUAAUAAAUUGAUCGAAGCUCUGUCUACACCUUCUCAACAAGUACAAGAAUCUGUGGCAGAAAGUUUCCACCCAUUGAUCGUUAAAAUCAAAGAUGAAGCUCCGGCCAUAUUAAAGAAAUUAAUGAACAGGUUGCUAAACGGUGCCACUUACGGUGACCGAAAAGGAGCCGCUUAUGGGAUCGCUGCAGUGGUCAAAGGUAUCGGUAUCCUGUCUUUGAAACAAUACGAUAUUAUGAGCACGUUAACGGACGCUAUUCAAGAUAAAAAGAAUUACAAACAUCGCGAAGGUGCAUUGUUUGUCUUGGAACAGUUGUGUCGUUCUAUUGGUCGUCUUUUCGAACCUUAUAUUAUCCAUAUUCUGCCCCAUCUGUUGUUGUGUUUCGGCGAUAACAGCGAGUACGUGAGAACAGCUGCCGACGAUUGUGCCAAAGUAGUAAUGAGCAAAUUAUCCGGUCACGGUGUUAAAUUAGUGCUUCCAGCGUUGCUCAAAGCUCUGGAAGAUGAUUCGUGGAGAACCAAGACAGGUUCUGUCGAAUUACUCGGAGCUAUGGCAUUUUGCGCUCCUAAACAGUUAUCUUCGUGCCUUCCCAGUAUUGUACCUAAGCUUAUAGAAGUGCUCAGUGAUUCGCAUAUAAAAGUACAAGAAGCGGGCGCUCAGGCCUUGAGGGUGAUCGGAUCUGUGAUCAGGAAUCCGGAAAUUCAAGCUAUCGUCAGUAUUCUGCUGGACGCUUUGCAAGAUCCACCGAACAAGAUCGCUAUUUGUUUAUCGACCUUAUUGAAUACGAAAUUUAUCCAUUUCAUCGAUGCUCCUUCGUUGGCGCUGAUUAUGCCAGUGGUUCAGAGAGCUUUUAUGGAUAGAUCGACUGAAACUAGAAAAAUGGCCGCUCAGAUUAUCGGUAAUAUGUACUCGUUGACCGAUGAGAAAGAUCUAACGCCGUAUUUACCAACGAUUAUGCCCGGAUUGAAGAAUUCUUUACUAGAUCCUGUUCCAGAGGUUCGUAGUGUCUCUGCUCGAGCUCUCGGAGCUAUGGUCAGGGGUAUGGGUGAAUCUAGUUUUGAAGAUUUGCUUCCUUGGCUAAUGAAGACGUUGACUUCGGAGGCAAGCUCCGUUGACAGAUCUGGAGCUGCUCAAGGUCUUAGUGAAGUUGUCGGUGGAUUGGGUCUGGAUAAAUUGCACAAACUUAUGCCUGAAAUUAUCGCCACUGCUGAUAGAUCGGAUAUUGCUCCUCAUGUGAAGGACGGAUACUUGAUGAUGUUCAUUUACAUGCCGGCUGUUUUCGGCGCACAAUUCACUCCUUACAUUGGCCAGAUUAUUGUGCCUAUUUUGAAGGCAUUGGCUGAUGAAAACGAGUAUGUUAGAGAGACAGCAUUGAAAGCUGGUCAAAGAAUAGUGAAUAUGUACGCCGAGUCUGCCAUUCAGCUUCUAUUACCCGAACUGGAGAAAGGAUUAUUUGAUGAUAAUUGGAGAAUUAGAUUCAGUUCGGUUCAGUUGCUGGGUGAUCUGCUGUACCGUAUUUCCGGUGUGACUGGAAAGAUGAGCACAGAAACGGCCAACGAAGACGAUAAUUUCGGAACUGAGCACUCUCACAAGAUCAUCAUCACAGCUCUGGGAGAAGAACGACGUAACAGAGUAUUGGCUGGAUUAUACAUGGGACGUUCUGAUGUUUCAUUACCAGUUCGCCAGGCUGCUUUGCACGUAUGGAAGGUGGUCGUAACCAACACGCCGAGAACCCUUCGCGAAAUUCUAACCACACUGUUCGGACUCCUGCUCGGGUGCUUGGCUAGUCCCAAUUUCGACAAACGAUUGGUUGGAGCCAGAACAUUGGGAGAUCUGGUGAGAAAACUGGGAGAACGAGUAUUACCGGAAAUUAUUCCAUUGCUCGAGAAAGGUUUAGAAUCAGAUGAUCCUGAAGUCAGACAAGGAGUUUGUAUCGGUUUAUCCGAGAUUGUUACUUCCACCAGUAGAGAUAUGGUGUUUGCAUUUAUUAAUAAUUUGGUUCCCACGGUCAGAAAAACUCUCUGUGAUCCAUUACCCGAAGUUAGACGUGCAGCUGCCAAAACUUUCGAUAGUUUACACACCAGUGUUGGUGUCCGAGCUUUAGAUGACAUAUUACCUUUCAUGUUACAACAGCUGAAAAGCGAUGAUCCGGAAUUAUCGUCGAGAGCUUUAGACGGAUUACGACAAGUCAUGGCUACCAAACCAAGAGUUGUAUUACCUUACCUGAUACCUCAGCUAACCGCACCUCCUAUAAAUACCAAAGCUUUAGCUAUUCUCGCCUCCGUGGCCGGCGACGCGUUGACUAAAUACUUGCACAAAAUUUUACCAGCUUUGCUAAAAGUUGUAGCGUCACCGGAAGGAGAAUGCGAAAUGGAACAUUGCCAAGCGGUGGUUUUAGCUGUCGUCGAUGAGAGUGGUAUUCGAGUUAUUAUGGAUCAGCUUCAAGAGGCGACGAAAUCUGAAAAUCCUAAUACCAGAAAAGCGGCUAUUAAUUUAUUAUCGUCGUUCUGUAUGAAUACCAGAGGGGAUUAUUCGCAGUACGUUCCUCAGCUGCUGAGAAUUUUCAUUCAUUUGUUGACUGACAAGGAUCAAGAUGUUUUGCAGCUGAGUUGGGAAGCUUUGAACGCUGUUACGAAAUCUUUGAAUUCAGAUCAACAGACCUCGGUUGUAUCGGAUGUUCGUCAAGCGAUGCGUCACGCAGCUAACGAAAUCGAAGGCAAAGAGAAAAUCUUACCUGGAUUCUGUCUACGUAAAGGUAUCUCGCCUCUGAUCCCAAUCUUCAGAGAAGCCAUGUUAAACGGAGCUACAGAUGUUAAAGAACAAGGAGCCCUCGGGUUGGGCGAAGCCAUCAAGCUUUCUAGUAAAGAAUCCCUUCAAGUCAACGUGGUCGCUAUUACCGGUCCUUUGAUUCGAGCAGUAGGUGAAAGAUUCGUUGGUAAUGUCAAAGCUGCUGUUAUCGAAACGUUGGCUAUAUUGUUAGAUAAGGUGGGCUUAUCGUUGAAGCAGUUCUUGCCGCAGUUACAAACUACGUUUUUGAAAUCGUUGGUUGAUCCACAUAGACAAGUACGGUUGAAAGCAGCUUUCGCUCUGAGUCGACUCGUGCUAAUACAUGGUAAAGCUGAUCCUCUGUUUUUGGAGCUUCAUUCGGCCAUUAAGACGACGGAAGAUUCUAGUAUAAAGGAAACGAUUUUACACACGUUACGAGUGGUAAUCAUCCCAGCCGGCGAUAGAAUGUCUGAUCAAGUUAGAAGAUCUUUAUUCAUGAUGCUGAGGGAUAUGUUGGGCCACAACGAAGAUUUAAUUAGAUCAAUCGCCGCCGCCUGCUUGGCCUGUUUGAUGCGUUGGCUAUCGACGGAGCAACUCAACGUUAUUUUGACUGAACAUUUAUUAGUUGAUGAUCCUUCGAUAGACAUUAUUCUAAAAUACGGAAGAAGCACGUGUUUGUUCGUAGCAUUGAAAGAAAACGCUAAAUACGUUUAUACGGGAAAUUAUUGCGAGAAAAUCAAUAAAACUUUGAUCUCACAUUUACAAUCUAGUAAAAUCCCGAUUGUGUCGAGCGGAGUACGAGGUUGCGGAUACCUAUUUUUACAUUUGCUAGAAAAUGAUCAACCUAUUCCUAGUUCAGUAUUGGUUCCAUUUUCCAGAACAAUCAAUCACCAAAACAACGAUAUUAAACAGCUUUUAGCCAGAGUAUGUUCGUUCCUGGCACGAAAUGUACCGGAAAUGUCGAUCGACUUUUUAAAAGUCAUUGUGCCUAUGUUAGUUAACGGUACUAAAGAAAAGAACAGCUUCGUCAAAGCGAAUUGCGAAUUUUCACUAAUCGCUGUGCUGAAAUUACGAGAUGGAGAUUCCAUUCAUCAGGCUUGUAUGGGGGUGCUGGAUUCAGGAGCUAAAGAAUCAUUGAACGAUGUAGUCACCAAAGUGCUUAGGAGAUUGGCCAGUUUACAAUCCGAAGGAAAAGAAGAAGACUUAGACGAUACUUUGUUAUCUUGAGGAAUCAACUUUCCAAAUUGUUUAUCGUUAAUACUGCUGUUUUUGAAUUUUUUUCGAUUCUGUUUUUUUAUACGAAGUCAUUGUAAUUUAUUAUUACAUGUUGUAUAGGUAAUUUUACUAGUGUACGGAUAUUAUCUUUGUGUCGUUGUUGUAAUUUUCAUGAAUUCGUUUACUAGUUUCUAUAACGUCGUGCCGGCGUAAUAAAUUAUUUCGAUGAAA